Messenger RNA from Cladocopium goreaui, 2994 nucleotides. Lineage: Eukaryota; Dinophyceae; Suessiales; Symbiodiniaceae. The record is from the annotation of a GenBank genome assembly.
AUGCCCAAGAUCAAACGGUCGGACACAACUGUUUCAUCAGCAUCGGGAAAGAAUCCUGCCCCACGGAAAUCAAAGCUAGAGCCGAAGAUCCAAAGCAAGUCGAUUCUGAAACCAAGUCCCUCUGAUGCCACUAUGCACUACAGUCCCGAGAAAGCUGAUGAAACACUUGUGCCAGAACCCAAACGUACAGCUGCCAAGACACGGGCCAAGCCUAAGCGGAAAGGUCAGAAGAACCCACCAGAAAAUUCCCCACCAGCCAAGACAGAAGAUGCAGAAGGACAUACGGCCCAGGCUGUGCAAGACGCUCUUGCCAGGAAAGCCACUGCUGAGUUGCCUGCAACACCGGCAUCAUCGGGUAAGAGUAAGACUGGUAGCACGGUGGAGAAAAGUCCCAAGAAGAAGAAGAGCACGGUGGAGAAGAGUCCCAAGAAGAAGAGCACAGUGGAGAAGAGUCCCAAGAAGAAGAAGAGUCCUAAGAAGAGUAGUCCAAAAAAGAAGGGUAGUCCAACAAAGAGUGGCGCCACGUCGACCCCACCAGCACCAGCUCCCAAGAAAGCAGCACCGACGAGUUCUGAUUCAAGUGACAGUGAGGAGGAUGCUGAGGAUGAGGAUGAGGGUUCUGACACUGAACUCCCGCUGGCGCAGCUCCGUGCCAAGAAGGCAGCGCAUGCCAGGUACAUGCGCUUUAGCAGAAGUCUGAAGAGCAGACGUGCACCACUGGAGAUUCGGAAAGCUGGUCGUUCAGCGAAGCACUGCAGGGCCAAGCUUGGCAUCCUGUAUGAGCAGUGGAUUCAGUGCGAAGGGCACUGGACGGAGUCCAGUCUGACCAAAGAGCUCCGUGUCAGCAACCGGCACCGCAAGAGGGGUGCAAGGAAGUGGCUCACACUGGGUGAGUUGGAGCAGAAGUAUGGAAGUGCCCGAAUAGCUCAGCGCAUCAAAGAAGCAAAGGAAAACGACAAGGAGCUAAGGAAAAGUCAAAUCCGUGCCAAUCCAGAUUGUCCGGACGCCCCGGAGGCAACCCAGUACUUGGUCUGGGAUAUCGAUGCUGAAGAGGACACGGAAGACACCACUGCAUCCACCCUUUUGAGCGCUGUGGAUGCCGAUGAUGAUGGGUUCAAGAGAGGGAAAGGCUCCAAACGCAGAGGGAAGAAACCCAAGAACAAGAAAAAGAAAGCCAACAAGGGUAAGAAGAAUAAGGAAGAAAGUGAAACGCCAGAAGAGAAGGCAAAGCGUGAACAGAAGGAGUUGGAGACAAAAGCGAAGCAAGAGAAGAAAAAAAUCCAAGCAGCGAACAAGGCUGUGGCAGUGGUGUCGAAGAUCCAAAGUGCCUUGGCCAAGGCUUCCUUGGUGCAGGUGAAGGCCGAUUCCAUGCCACGGCCUCAGUCGAGUGCAUUGAAAAAUGCUUUCCUUGGCGAGUUGGGACCCCAUAAGAAGGAAAUGUCGGCUAAGCGGGAGCAGUUGCUGAAAGCGGUCGACGCUGCCAAGGGUGGUGGCGAUGUCGACCAGUUGCUGCAGCCUGAACGUGAUGCUGAGGAUCUGGCUUCAAUGUUUUUUUCUGCAACUGAUUAUUGUUUGGAGUUCGGUCUAGUUAGAAUAGAUGAUGUCGAAGUACCUGGCAAUUUCGUGCUUCAGAACGAGAUUGACGAUGUCAGCUCCGGAGAAAGUGGCCUAUCAACUGACCCUUUGACUUAUCGGUUGGGUAAGUUGAAAGCUGGAAAUGAAAACCGCGAUUUCUGGAGCGCGACUGAGAUCCCAGUGGACUUGGAAUUUGUUUCGGUUCCAGUGCUCGACGAAAAGUCUCCUGCUGGAUAUCAGGUUGUACGGCAACCAGUUCUAUUGCCUCACCGCAUCAUGGCUUAUCUCUGUAACCAUUGUGAAUUGGACAUUCCGGAGUCAGCCAUUCACCAAUAUUGGGACAACGCCAUUGCUUCAAAAGAAACAUAUGCAAGUCUGGAUUCAAGGCACAGAGUGCCUUUGGGUUUCUAUGGAGAUGCAGCCCAACUUGUGACAAAAUGUCGAAUCGAAAAGAUGCUGUGUUUUUUUGCAAACAUCGUGAUUUUCAGGCCAAGGAGUAUCCGGUACAGCCGAUUCCUGCUAUGGUCUUGUGACGUGUCCCUCCUUUACAAAAACCGGACUGUCAAUUCCAUUCUGAGAUGGGUGGUUUGGUCGUUCAACAUUCUUUAUGAAGGAAUUUACCCAAGUGCUCGUCCUGGUGGUCUACCAUUAGCCUCCAAAGCUGAACGUGAUUUGGCUGGUACCUGGUUGACCCGUCAAAAAUAUCAAUUUCAAGUUGUGGAGGUUCGAGGAGACUGGGAGUUUCACAAAAUGCUCUGGCAGUUCAAGAGCAGCUGGAAGGGCGGGGUCAAUGUCGGGAUUUGCUUCCGUUGUCCAGCAAUGGCACGAUCUCCCGAUGUUGGCUUGCAAUACUGGAACAUGGAUGACGAAGACAGCACAUGGGCCCGAGAAGAGUUCAAUACACACGAAUUCAUUUCCAAAAUGGUUCCCGGAGUCAAUAUUUGCCCACUACUGAACCUGAAGAAGUUCGACCUCUCAUGCAUCAAAUGGUGUAUGAUGCAUGUGAUCAACCUUGGCAUUUUGAUGUCCCUCAACGGGGGGGCCUUGACUAUGUUGACCGAGCAAAUGGAGUACUGGGGGCCGGGGACCUUUCAGCAACAACUCGACUCUGCCUACGCAGACUUCAUAUCUUUCUGUCGGGCACGGAAGCUGCAUCAUUCCCAGCCACCCUUCAAAGAGAACAAGGUAAAACCCACUUGGACAGGGACACCCGAGAUCUCGCUCAACGCAAAGGCUUGGAACGGACGAAUCAUUUGCAGCUGGCUGGCGGAGACCAUGAAUCAUGCUGCGCAUGGGUAUGAUGUUGGGUAUGAUGAUGGGCGGCUGACAUUGGUUUGUUAUGCCCUGAAGUGCAUGGCUAGGUUUUUCUGGCUUUGCGAAGCAAACCCACGAGAACUGUGCCUUGUACGUACUGUAUGA